Molecule: messenger RNA, 1384 nt
Organism: Hemiscyllium ocellatum (epaulette shark)
Lineage: Eukaryota; Metazoa; Chordata; Chondrichthyes; Orectolobiformes; Hemiscylliidae
Product: antizyme inhibitor 2-like
Exons: 10
Coding region: 1-1272 (423 amino acids)
Cellular component (GO): cytoplasm
Molecular function (GO): ornithine decarboxylase activity
Source: RefSeq, a predicted model, not a curated record
AUGGAAAACAUCAUUAAUGGAUCUGAAUUUGUCAUUUUGGAGAAAGGUGUCACUAUAAUGGAUAUCAUUGAUCAGAAGAUUAAAGAGCAAAUGCUCACGGAGAACACAGAUGCUUUCUCUGUUGCUGAUCUGGGUGAUCUUGUACAUCAGCAUCUGCGAUGGCAGAAGGCUCUGCCCCGAGUGAAACCUUUCUACGCUGUGAAAUGUAACAACAGCAAACCAGUGGCUCAGAUUCUUGCUCAAAUGGGACUCGGCUUUGACUGUGCCAGUAAGAAUGAAAUUGCGACAAUAUUAGAUAUUGGUGUACGGGCAGAGAGAAUCAUUUAUGCAAAUCCCUGCAAGGAGGUCUCUCAUAUUAAAUAUGCUAUGAGCCGUGGAGUGCAGAUGAUGACAUUUGAUAACAAAGACGAACUGCUCAAAGUUGCAAUGAUCCAUCCAACUGCCAAAAUGGUUCUACGCAUUGCUGUAAAUGAUUUUACAUCCCUAUUGCCCUUGAGUGAAAAGUUUGGAGCACCAAUAACUGAGUGCAGACAGCUAAUGGAAUAUGCAAAGACUUUGAAUUUGGACAUCAUUGGUGUUAGUUUUCAUGUCGGAAGUGGCUGUAUUGAUCCAAAGAUUUUUGCUCAGGCUGUAGCUGAUGCACGCGUUGUCUUUGAUAUUGGGAUUCAUCUUGGAUUUCAGAUGUAUUUACUUGAUAUUGGAGGUGGUUUUCCAGGAACUACAGAAGACAAAGUUACAUUUGAAGAGAUAGCAGCAGAGAUCAAUCCUGCAUUGGAUAUUUAUUUUCCUGACAAAACUGAAGUGCAGAUAAUCGCUGAACCAGGCCGGUAUUAUGUGACCUCAUCUUUCACACUGGUUGUGAAUAUCAUCGCUAGAAAAAUUGUUGAAAAGUCUCAACCCAACUUCAAUGAUGAGGAGGCCGGGAAUGAGAAGACCAUGAUGUAUUAUUUAAAUGAUGGUCUGUAUGGUUCUUUCUGUACCUUUGAAAAGUAUCGUGCCCUAUUGAAGCCAAUCGUCUAUAAAAAACACUCCCUGGACCAAAAGCUGUAUAACACCAGCAUUUGGGGACCCACCUGUGAUGCAUGGGAUCAUAUUUCCAGUGCCUGGAUGCUGCCUGAACUGGAGAUUGGAGACUGGUUGCUCUUUAAAGACAAUGGAGCAUACACCAUCAGCAUCUCAACCAUGUUCAAUGGUUUUCAUGCAGCCCCAACGCACUAUGCAAUAUCAGAGGAGGCCUGGGAAACCCUUCAGAAUAUAAAGAAAGAAAUAUAAUCUCCAGUGGAAGAACAGGAUGAUGUAGACACUCAACAUCUGGUCAUCAGACAAUAAGAUUUAGGAUUGAAGCAGCCACUUAGUCCAUCAUUGCUGCUUUAUCACUUAUUGC